CUCUCCAAGUCUCGCUCUCCCCUAGUCACGGCUGCUGAUCGGGGAGUUCCCCCGCCCCGACCGGAAGAGGAAAGAGAUCUGUUUCCGCUUCCGUUUCCAGCGUCGCUCCCGCCCGUUGUGGACUGAUCUGCGAGAGAGCAGUUGCAGGCAUUUUCCCGUCACCAUGUCUGAAGGCUGGAGAGACUGGCCCAUUCUGGGCCCCGGCUGGAUGCGGCGGACGGUCACCCGUAAAUCGGGAGCAUCGUGUGGUCAGUCGGACACGUACUAUCAGAGCCCCACCGGGAAACGCUUCCGAAGCAAGACUGAAAUGUGGAAGUUCUUAGGGGAUUCUGUUGACCUGUCUAUGUUUGACUUUAAGAACGGUACCGUAAUACCACUUGAGAAGCGGAGGACUCCUAAGAAGCCUUGCUUAGCCCCCAAACCUGCGGCUGAAUCCCAAGCCAAAAAGCUAAAUUUGUCCUUUCCACUUACUCCUACCCAACUGCCGGAAAAUAAUGUGGAAAAAGAGUCUGUGCCCAUCUGCUGCACUGGUUGUAACGUCUGGUUUACUGGAGUUGAGUUUGGUAAAUCAAAGCAAACUGUGUGGUACUGUUCUGACUGCAGAGCUUCCAGAAGAGCUUUCAACAAACAACAGAAGCUUUUAAAGAACACCGGCUGCGGGAUGUGCUCCGCCUGCAGGUUGUCUGAGAACUGUGGACACUGCACAGUGUGUCUCCUCCGCACUCACAACCCAGAAUUCGGCAGCUCCUGGAAGUGUGUGAAAAGGCGAUGCCUGCAAGUAAUACGCAAGGGCACGGAUUGCGGAAAGUGCCAGGGGUGCAGCACGACGGAGGAUUGCGAGGACUGCGCUGUGUGCGUGACGAGGCAGCAGAACCCCAGCCAGCAGGUCACAGAGAAGUGUCUGAAGCGCAGGUGUCUAAAUAAGAAGCCGGAGGUCCAGUCGUCACAGAAAAAAGGCUUUGUUAAAAAGAAAGGGAACAUAAAAUGGAAACCAUUGUCUGAGCGAGAUUCCAGCUCGUUUCCACCCAAACAUAAGAAAAAAGCCUAUUUUAAAAAAGUGAAGCCAAUAAUUGAGAAGAAAAGAACACAGCAACUGGCAGGCCGCCGCAAGAACCGGAAAUGUGGCGCGUGUGAGGCCUGCCUACAGAAGUUGGACUGUGGCGAGUGUGACUUCUGCCAGGACAAACCCAAAUUCGGUGGCCGUAACCUAAAACGGCAGAAGUGCCGCUGGCGUCAGUGCCUACGUUUCGCCGUGGAGAAGAACAUCCCAUUAUACCUGAAGUCCAGCAAUCACCCCGUGCUGCUGGAGCGGAUAAAGAAAGAAGCAGCGGAGAACAUGGAAGCACUGAGGCAAGAUGAGGAAAUGCAGUCGCACCGCAAUGUACAAGCCUUUAAAUUGGAAUUGAUGGAGCAGCAAAAUGGCGGAUAUGAGUCUUCAGAUGAAACCUAUGGUCGCUGGGCUGCAGAACGCGUGGAUCCCAUAGUGAUAAAACAGGAGAUCAUAGAGUGUCAAAUUGAUGACGGACAAGACUGCUCUGUGGAUCUCCAGUACUCCGUGAAUACUGACGAGUUUAUCACGGAGGAUGAUGAUGUGGAGGAGGCUGACGAGAGCACUCCAGUGAUCAUGGAGAUUUUCAGCCUGGGGUCGUACAACACCGUAAAUGGCCUCGACCAGGUUCUGCAAGAAUUCAUGGCGGAGCUGCACGAGAUUCCACUGCCAGCUCACUGGGAAGUAUUGUCUCACACCGGCCCUAACUUGCAGUUAGUUCAGAGGUCCACCCUCUCUACCAUGGCAGAGACGGUCAUUCACAUCCAACCCCGACUGCAGUUUUUUAUUGUAGUAAGAGACUACACUGUCCCUUCCUUGCAUGAACUCUACAGUAAGCACCCAAGUCGGCUCACUACCGUCGACGAAGUCGUGGAGCUAAUCUGCGACCUGGAAGCGUAUCGGCCUUGCGCCAGUCUUCCCAAAGAAGGACCUCGUUCUCCAAACUGUCGCGUCCUGGUGUAUGAGGGGCGGUGCCCAGAAUGCUGCACAAACCCCUGGCCGUCAGGCAGUGACCUCUAAAGGUGGGGCAACGGGUUAGCCAGCGCUCAGGGACAUAAAGGACUGCUCGUCAGACUUUUAAACAGUGAAGUGGUUGGAUUGUGCGCCUGGGAGUAGGGAACGUUGGAGACCUUCACCUGUAAAGAACCCGUGUAUUAAGUAGCAGUUGCCCAGCAUUGUGGAUUGUUAAACCCCCCCCCCCCCCUUACCACCACAGCAUACUGCGAUGUUGCACCACAAUGAAGUCUUUGCAUAGGGAGAAGGUAUCCAGAGAAGAGAAAUGGGUGUAACCCAACAGGUAACCCAGUAGGUAGUUUUGGGUUCUUGAUGCUAAAUGAAAUGCAGAAUUAGAGGAAAGCAGAAUUGUGCUAGUGAACAGUCAGUAGGGAUCUCUAACCAGACCUAGGAGAAAAUGCGAUGUCCAUCCCAGUAUCCGUAACGUGGACCAAAUAAAAGCCAUGGCUCUCUCAUGAUUGGAACGCUAAGGGCGUAUUGGCUGCAGGGGGAAGCUAGACUGUGUAGGGAGAACCUGGAUUUGUGCUAGGAGCCUAGUGAAAGAGACGUCGCUAAAAUAUUCAGGUAUUGCGAGCUGUGCCCCAAAGUGCGCGUUUUGGGAGGGGCGUUAUCGUACCGGUGAUACGAGCAGAGAAAUGAUAGCAUAAUAAAUAUUCAAGAUAGUCUAUUUGAACAGCUUUAGGUUACAGAUGAUUUUUUUUAUUUUAUUUUCUACACUGGAUGAAACUGAGGCUGGACCACAGGUAUAAAGUUAUUCAGAUCUACAGAGUUCUUAUCAGGAAUCCCGAUCAGGUUGUGGUUUUCGUUGCUUAUUUUGUGUUUAUUAAGGUUAUGGUGGUCACUGGACGCAUGUAAAGAUCUAUUUUAAACUAACGUAUUACUCUAGUCUUCCUGUCAGCCUGUGCAGGGCUGAACAUCUCUCUCUCGUGUGCCUGCGUGCUGAGCGGAAGAUGUCUCUUCUCCCGUUAGCUCUCAUCAGAAAGCUGCUGCUUUUUAAAUAAAGAAGAAUAACCUUUAUAUUUGUUAUACUGUACAGAACUGUCUGGUUUAUGCAUCACGCCGACCCUCGAGCUCCCACGAAAGCUGUAUAGUAGCUGUGAAAAUGGCUGUCGGGAGUGGCCUUCGGACCACCUGGUCCUUUGCGCUACAUCAAACUAUUUCUUUAGGUUACAGAAAACAUGAAAUUUUUGUUUUUGGGGUUCAGAUAAAUAUUACUAUAAGACUGUCUCUAUUUUGGUUUUGUUCGUUUUUGUUUUUUUUUUUGUUUGCUAAAUAUCAACUCAAAACUCUACAUUAUUUUGUGCAUCAAUAUCCACUAUUAACUACUCUGGUUAUCAGGAAGUGUCAUAUAUACGAUGAAAGGCUGAGCAAAACUCUCACCCCGACAGGCUCCAAUCUUGGGGUGUGUUUGACUCUCAUGAGUUCCAAGUCUUAUCUGCUGAACCUAGAAACCGCAUCGUCCUACCUGAUGCAUUAACUUAUUUAAAAAUGUUUUCCAUCGUUGAGCGCCUUGCGGGGUCCACUCACAAGUGCGCACGGCUGUCGAGAUAAUCAGCGUUGCUUGCUAGCAUACCCUAGUGUUUAAUGUGAACGCAGCAGUGAAUUUAAGCACCCCAAGUUUAAAGCCGUCGUAUUUUGGUUUUUGGUCAGCCAUAUAAAUGAGUUCUAUAACUGGUUCACUCCUCUAUGGAGGUACUUGUUUCUUUAAUAAAUUUUAUUUUGUUUAUACGAAAA
This is a messenger RNA of Pseudophryne corroboree (corroboree frog), 3796 nucleotides long. It is a transcript of the gene MBD1, whose product is annotated as methyl-CpG binding domain protein 1. The transcript is spliced from 17 exons. Lineage: Eukaryota; Metazoa; Chordata; Amphibia; Anura; Myobatrachidae. The record is from RefSeq and is a predicted model, not a curated record. Gene Ontology annotation, molecular function: zinc ion binding; DNA binding. Bases 164 to 2068 code for a protein of 634 amino acids.